AUGUGUCUCAAAUCUGAACUUCUCCGUGGGAUUUACGCUUAUGGUUUUGAAAAACCAUCUACGAUUCAACAACGUGCCAUUCUUCCUGUAAUUAAAGGGCAUGACGUUAUCGCCCAGGCGCAGUCAGGAACGGGAAAGACAGCUACAUUCUCCAUUUCAAUUCUUCAAAAACUUGACAUGUCCAUUAAUCAAUGUCAGGCUCUAGUCCUUGCACCAACCCGUGAAUUGGCCCAACAAAUCCAGAAAGUAGUUAUUGCUCUCGGUGACUUUAUGAACGUUGAAUGCAAUGCUUCAAUUGGUGGUACUAACGUCCGUGAAGGCAUCAAAAAGCUUGAAGCUGGUGCUCAAGUAGUUGUUGGUACCCCUGGUCGUGUAUUUGACAUGAUCAAUCGUCGUGCUUUGAAAACCGAUCAUAUAAAAAUGUUUGUUCUUGACGAAGCAGAUGAAAUGUUGUCCCGUGGUUUUAAAGAACAAAUAUACGACGUCUUCCAACUUCUCCCACCUAGUACCCAAGUGGUUCUUUUAUCCGCCACUAUGCCGUCUGACGUUUUGGAAGUUACUACCAAGUUCAUGCGUGAUCCUGUCAGAAUUUUGGUUAAGCGCGAUGAGUUGACUUUGGAAGGAAUUAAGGCGAAAGAAUGGAAACUUGAUACUCUAUGUGACCUUUACGAAACUGUCACCAUCACCCAAGCAGUUAUCUUCUGUAAUACGCGAAGAAAGGUUGAUUGGCUAACAGAUAAAUUGCAUGCACGAGAAUUCACUGUGUCUGCUAUGCAUGGUGAUAUGGACCAGUCUCAACGUGAUGUCAUUAUGAAGGAGUUCCGUUCAGGUUCUUCUCGUGUACUUAUUACUACAGAUCUUUUGGCUCGUGGUAUUGAUGUCCAACAAGUAUCACUGGUCAUUAAUUAUGAUCUUCCUACUAAUCGUGAAAACUAUAUCCAUCGUAUUGGAAGAGGAGGUCGGUUUGGUAGAAAAGGUGUUGCCAUUAACUUUGUUACGAGUGAUGACGUUCGAAUGCUUCGGGACAUAGGUCUCCGUCAGUGUGCAAAAUCCAAUUUUUCUCAAUAUUCUUUGAGAAUAUAA
Molecule: messenger RNA, 1083 nt
Organism: Scutellospora calospora
Lineage: Eukaryota; Fungi; Glomeromycota; Glomeromycetes; Diversisporales; Gigasporaceae
Source: the annotation of a GenBank genome assembly